UGCAACACAACACAGUUACACAAAGAAAACAAAUCAAACAAAGUUAAAGAAAAAAAGUUAUGACUAUUCUCCGGGUUCCAACUUCUUCUGCCUCUCUUCAUUGUGACAACACAGUUGAUACUCCAGUUCCUCAAUCGAUUGUGAAACAAGAAAAUAUGGGUGAUGAGAAUUACGAUGCGUGCCUUAACCCACCCGCGAAAAAAAGGCGGCUCGCAGCCACUCAAGUUGAGUUUCUUGAAAGGAACUUUGAGGUAGAAAAUAAGAUUGAACCUGAAAGAAAGAUCCAACUUGCUAAAGAGCUUGGCUUGCAGCCUCGCCAAGUUGCAAUUUGGUUUCAAAAUCGGCGUGCUCGGUUCAAGAACAAACAACUUGAAAAGGACUAUGACACUUUGAAAGCUAGCUAUGAUAAUCUCAAGGUUGAUUAUGACAAUCUCCUAAAGGAGAAACAGGAUUUGAGAGCUGAGUUUAUCUGCCUUAAAGAAAAAUUGGAUGCUAGAGAGGAAGGGAUACAAAAUGUAGAACCAUUUAAAACCCCAAUUACACCAAUGGUAACGCCGAAACGAGAAGAUGGUAGUUCAGCAAAGAGCGAUGUUUUCGACUCCGAUAGCCCACAUUCAUUCAUGGAGCCUGCUGAUUCUUGUAAUGUUUUCGAGGCAGACCAAUCUGAUUUUUCUCAAGAUGAAGAAGAUGAUCUUAGCCAGAGCUUCUUGCCCGCACCGUGUUUCACAAAACUGUACUAUGAGCCACCUGCAAAUUCAUGUACUUUUGAAUUCCCUAUGGAGGAUCAACCGUUUUGGUCUUGGAGCUAUUGAUAAAUGAGAGUUCUCAGUUGUAAUUAUAGUGUACUGAGCAACUAAUUUAAUAGCCAAGCUUCUACCAUUUUUCUACAGUACAAUGAAUGACUCAAAUUUGUCUA
Messenger RNA from Mercurialis annua (annual mercury), 916 nucleotides. RefSeq names its product homeobox-leucine zipper protein HAT5-like. The coding region runs from base 60 to 812 and encodes 250 amino acids. Gene Ontology annotation, biological process: positive regulation of DNA-templated transcription. Gene Ontology annotation, molecular function: DNA-binding transcription factor activity, RNA polymerase II-specific; sequence-specific DNA binding. The record is from RefSeq and is a predicted model, not a curated record. The transcript has 3 exons. Gene Ontology annotation, cellular component: nucleus. Lineage: Eukaryota; Viridiplantae; Streptophyta; Magnoliopsida; Malpighiales; Euphorbiaceae.